AUGGCAAGUCCCCUAACCAAUGAGAAAGAAGUGGCUUUAAAUGUCAAGCAAUUUCUUGUCAAAAAACUAGAAUUAGCAAAGAUGAUUAUUGUUGCCUUUACCACCAAAUUUGCUUGGCUAAAUUACGAGAAAAAGAAAAUAUUCCUGGAACGAUUAGAGAGAUUGAUACUUUCCCCGCUUGUAGUUUAUGAACCAAAGGAAAAAGCAAUAGAGGAAAGUUUAGCAGCAAUUGAGUAUAACAUUCAUUACAGAACUUUAAAGGCAGCACAAAACAAAGUCGAAGAAAUUAAAGAGAAAUUCCAAGAGGAUGAUUUAGUUUGUGAACCUUAUGUAGUAAGCAAUCAAGUGGGAACUUCUGUCAAUGUUUCUGAUAUAUUUCAAUGGGAAUACGAAUAUUCAAUCCCUGCCGAUUUAGAUCGACAUUUUAGCCCAUUAGAUAUUGUUAAAGUAAAGUGUAUGCACGCUAUUGCUGGAUUGGCUACUGGAAAAAGGUAUUAUCAUUUUGGAGUUGUUUUGGGAAAUGAUGAAAUUUGCCAAUUUUCCUUAGAAAAGAAUGGUGUAAGGAUUACCAUAGAAAAUUAUCGAGAAAAUAAUUAUAGUUUACUAAAUAGAAAUUGCGAACAUUUUGCUAAUAUGUUAGUUUAUGGUAUUAAUUAUUCAGAACAAAUUGAAAGAAGUAAAUCGGCAAUUAUAAAUGCUCACCGAAUUGGACGAACAGCGGCGGGAGGCUUGCUUGGUUUAGCUCUUGUGCCUGACCCACAACUUAAUAAUGGCAAAGGCCCAAUCAUUAAAUUAACUAAUGAAAUAAAAGAGAGUAAUGAAAAGCUUGGUUAUUCGAGAGCUGACCACUGGCAAACGAAAGAACUAGAAGCUAGGAUACAAGUAAUUCCGAAAAAAGAUUGUCGAAUAAUGUAA
This is a messenger RNA of Entrophospora sp. SA101, 915 nucleotides long. The record is from the annotation of a GenBank genome assembly. NCBI's taxonomy places the organism in Eukaryota, Fungi, Glomeromycota, Glomeromycetes, Entrophosporales, Entrophosporaceae.